AUAUGGCAUGGACUGAUGAACUUUUUUUGAGUUGAUUUGUCUUCAACUACAUAUUAUGGAUAUGUUACGCACGUUAAAUGUGCAAGAGCAUAACCAUCCUCACAUUCUUCUUUUGCAAAUUGGAAACACCUUUUGCAAGCUUCCUGGUGGCCGUUUGAAGCCUGGAGAAAAUGAAAUUGAAGGCUUGAAAAGGAAAUUGUCAAGCAAACUUGGUGCUAAUUCUCCUUCAUUGCAACCGAAUUGGCAGAUUGGCGAGUGUGUGGCUAUCUGGUGGAGGCCAAACUUUGAAACUAUAAUGUACCCCUAUUUCCCUCCACAUAUCACAAAGCCUAAGGAGUGUAAGAAGCUUUUCCUUGUUCACUUGUCUGAAAGAGAGUACUUCGCAGUACCCAAAAAUUUGAAACUACUGGCCGUUCCCCUGUUUGAGCUCUAUGAUAAUGUUCAGAGUAACACUCUCACUCCCCAUUGCAAUUACUUUAAGUUCGUGAAUGAAGAUGAUGAAGACGUUACGUCCAGAAUCCAUUCCAACACUAGAGCUUGUGAUGCUAUAACAGUAGAAGACUUUAACGAUUUUGCAGCAGCAGCAGUUUGCUUCACAGUCAUAGCAGUAACAUCACUUUCUAACAGCAGUUUGCUUCACAGUUUCAGCUACUAUGACUUCAAUUUGCAGUUUGUUCCACCUCUUUCUGGUUGUCAAUAG
Molecule: messenger RNA, 700 nt
Organism: Camellia sinensis
Lineage: Eukaryota; Viridiplantae; Streptophyta; Magnoliopsida; Ericales; Theaceae
Source: RefSeq, a predicted model, not a curated record